This is a messenger RNA of Plenodomus lingam JN3, 990 nucleotides long. RefSeq lists its product as uncharacterized. Gene Ontology annotation, biological process: mitotic cell cycle. NCBI's taxonomy places the organism in Eukaryota, Fungi, Ascomycota, Dothideomycetes, Pleosporales, Leptosphaeriaceae. The record is from RefSeq and is a predicted model, not a curated record. Gene Ontology annotation, molecular function: protein serine/threonine phosphatase activity. Gene Ontology annotation, cellular component: cytosol.
AUGGACACCAACAUGGAGGAUGUGAAGAUGCCAGAGCCCAUGCAGUUGUCGUCUGCGCCCACCACAGAGCCCACGACAAUUCCGACGCUGGACGGCUGGAUCGAGAGCCUGAUGAGCUGCAAGCAGCUCGCCGAAAGCGAUGUGCAGCGGCUCUGCGACAAGGCUCGCGAGGUGCUUCAAGAAGAGUCCAACGUACAGCCAGUGAAAUGCCCCGUCACGGUCUGCGGUGACAUUCACGGCCAAUUCCAUGAUCUGAUGGAACUGUUCAAGAUUGGUGGCCCCAAUCCGGACACAAAUUAUCUCUUCAUGGGUGACUAUGUCGAUCGAGGCUAUUUCUCCGUUGAGACUGUGACGCUUCUUGUUGCACUCAAAAUCAGAUACCCCCAGCGUAUUACCAUCCUGCGUGGCAAUCACGAGUCCCGUCAGAUCACCCAGGUGUAUGGUUUCUACGACGAGUGCCUCCGCAAAUACGGCAACGCCAAUGUCUGGAAAUAUUUUACCGAUCUAUUCGAUUAUCUCCCGCUUACCGCCCUGAUUGACAACCAGAUAUUUUGUCUCCAUGGCGGUCUUUCACCCAGCAUCGACACACUGGACAAUAUCCGCGCUCUCGAUCGCAUACAAGAAGUUCCCCAUGAGGGACCCAUGUGUGACCUGCUCUGGUCUGACCCAGAUGACCGAUGUGGCUGGGGAAUAUCCCCCCGUGGUGCUGGCUACACCUUUGGCCAGGAUAUUUCAGAGGCGUUCAAUCACAAUAAUGGUCUCACCCUCGUUGCAAGGGCGCACCAGCUCGUUAUGGAGGGCUAUAAUUGGUCACAAGACAGAAAUGUUGUGACAAUAUUCUCAGCACCGAAUUACUGCUACAGAUGCGGUAACCAAGCCGCAAUUAUGGAGAUCGAUGAGCAUCUCAAAUACACUUUCCUUCAAUUCGACCCUUGUCCACGCGCGGGCGAACCCAUGGUUUCUCGAAGGACACCAGAUUACUUCCUUUGA